UACUCUCAGGAACUGAAGCAUUUUGUGCAUACUUGAGGCUCUUGGGUGCCAAAGUUGGAAAGCACUGUUCUAUUCGAGCCAUCAAUCCGAUCUCAGACCCAAAACUAGUAUCAAUUGGCGCAGGUGUCCAUCUAGGUGAUUUCAGCAGGAUUGUAACAGGUUUCUAUUCUUCCAGUGGGUUCACGAGUGGGAAAGUUGAGGUGCAGGAUAAUUCAAUUGUUGGGAGCCAAGGUCUUGUCCUCCCUGGUUCAAUUAUCCAGAAUGAUGUUAUUCUUGGAGCCCUUUCGGUUGCUCCAGUGAGCUCAGUUCUCCAAAGUGGUGGUGUUUAUGUUGGAUCACAAACUCCUGUCAUGAUCAAGAACACGCUGCAUGCAUUAGAUGAGAGGAUAGAAGAAAUGGACACAAAAUACAAGAGGAUUGUAGGAAACCUAGCUGCAAAUUUGGCUGCCACUACUCUAAAAGUCAGAACAAGAUAUUUCCAUAGAGUUGGUGUGAGUGGAAAAGGUGUGCUAAAGAUAUAUGACAACAUUAAAGGAUUUCCAGAACACAAGAUCUUCCAAGGUGGGAAAACUUACCCUGUCAUAGUCCGGCACAGCAACAGUUUAAGUGCUGAUGAUGAUGCAAGGCUGGAUGCUCGUGGUGCAGCAUUGAGAAUACUCUCUGAUGAAUUGGAUAACAAGACCCCACUCCUGGACUUGACACUAAAGACAGGGAAAGCAUUUUAUGCUCGCACCAUUUCUGACUUUGCAACUUGGCUAGUGUGUGGGCUAGCCGCAAGGGAGGCACAGGUGGAGCGCAUGCCACAUGUGAGAGAUGCAGUUUGGACAUCCCUUCGCAAUGCAAACUCAUAUACUGAGCUGCAUUACUACUCAAACAUAUGCCGGCUCUUCAGGUUUGCAGAUGGAAAAGAAAUGUAUGUGAAAUUCAAGCUGAGGCCUGCAGAUGAAGGGAUCACUGAGGAUUCUGGUAAAGUGCAGCCUAUUGGAAUCCUUCCCCCGGAAACUGGUGCAAUUCCAAGAUCAGAACAUGACACACGCCCUUUGCAAUUCCUAGCUGAUGACUUUCAGAAACGUGUAAUUUCUCCAGGAGGGGUUAGAUACAUUUUCCAGCUGCAAUUCCGGUCAGUCCCUGAUGAUGAAGCCACACAGGACAUUGCACUCGACUGCACUAGACCAUGGGAUGAGACAGAAUUCCCCUAUAUUGAUGUUGGGGAGAUAACCCUCUGUGAGAACCUUACCAGAGAGCAGUCAGAAGAGCUGGAAUUCAACCCUUUCCUACUAUGUCAUGAGAUUGACGUCAUCAGGGCAACAUCAGCCUCACAAAGCGCUUCAAUUGAUCAUGGUCGUUCCUUAGUAUACGAGAUAUGCCAACACUUGAGAAAUGAGGAGCCAAUGCCAGAAGCCUGGAGAAACUUUAUAGAGCAAUCUGAUGUGAAGGUUGACCUUUCAGGCUGCCCAAUUGCACCCCAGUUAGUAAAGAAGGAUACCUAUGAAGUGACUCUUGCAAGGACAUGGUAUCAAACCUCCUGGUCUACAUUUGCUCAACCAUUACUACAAACAUUCUUUCCUUACUUUCUGUUAGGAUACACAACCUAUGCUCCCCUCAAAGCAAUCCUAAUUCUGAACAAAACUACAAAAUAUCCAUUAUACGGGCUGCUUCCUUUGUUUUGGGUGUCAUCAGGGCUAUUGUCAGCGCUGGCUUGUGCAGUGGCCAAAUGGGCACUAACAACAAAGAAGAAAGAUGGUGGAACAUUACCCAUUUGGAGCACAAGCCUGUUCAUGGAGACACUAUGGCAGGCAUUUAGAACUCUAGUCAGUGACUACUUCAUGGAUAUGGCUAGUGGUUCAAUGUUAUUUGUGCUGUGGAUGAAGCUCAUGGGGUCAGAAGUUGAAGCAGGUCAGGGGGUUUAUGUGGACAGCAUGGGAGCCUUGCUGAACCCUGAGAUGGUUGAGAUUGAGAGAGGAGGUUGUGUGGGGAGAGAUGCCCUUCUGUUUGGGCACAUAUAUGAAGGUGGAGGGAUGGUUAAAUUUGGGAAGGUUAGCAUUGGGGAAGAUGGAUUUAUGGGGAGUAGAGCUGUGGCUAUGCCUGGGGUGGUGAUCGAAGAGGGUUGUAGUCUUGGUGCCCUCUCCCUUGCCAUGAAAGAAGAAAUUGUAAAGUCAAGGUAA
Ipomoea triloba (trilobed morning glory) is the source of this 2165-nucleotide messenger RNA. Its product is annotated as linolenate 9R-lipoxygenase-like. Gene Ontology annotation, biological process: response to oxidative stress. The coding region runs from base 351 to 2165 and encodes 604 amino acids. Gene Ontology annotation, molecular function: heme binding; catalase activity. The transcript has a single exon. The record is from RefSeq and is a predicted model, not a curated record. NCBI's taxonomy places the organism in Eukaryota, Viridiplantae, Streptophyta, Magnoliopsida, Solanales, Convolvulaceae.